CUUCCUCCUCCUCCUCCUGGUUUCUUUGUUACCUCGCUUUCAACAAUUUUCCAGUUUUACUUGUUCGGUGUCGGUGGAGUGUGUGCGGUCGUUCUCGCUGGAAAACGUAAAUGUUCCUGGAUAAGAAAUAUGUGGAAAAAUAAACGGUGGGCGAUCGGUCUAAUCAUGUUUGGGGACCGGAAACCAGAGCCUUUAACCCUCGAGCAGAAUAGCGAGGAAUCAUCAUCUAACACAGAAGAUAAACAGAAAAAACUCGUAGAAGAGGAGAUAAAACCUUUGGGGUAUGAAAACUAUGAAAAUCCAUUUUAUAAGGACCAGCCCAGUUCGAUUUUGUCAUCGUUGGGUAGCGUACUGGUGGUUAUUGGUACGGCCUUGAUUAUUUUUGCUGCUGCUAGAAACACCAUUACAUGGCACGCGCAAAAAUUCUGGGGAGCCUCCGGUGACUUCUGGCAAGCCCAAUGGGAUAAAUUUCUGGACAUAGCGGGCGAGGACCCCAUGUUCCUGUGGGUGUUCGGAUCUACCGCCAUUACGUUUGGGGUUUACUGGCUCGUGGGUGGAAUCUACACUUUUAUGGACCUCACCAAUACACCGAGAAUUAUUAGACGGUAUAAGAUACAACCGGGGACCAACGAACCUGUCGAUACCGCCAGAUUAAUUAAGGUCCUCUGGUGCGUUCUCCUGAACCAAAUAGCAGUGGGCUUACCAUCGUCGUAUGUCAUGUACUAUUCGAUGAAAUGGCGGGGGUUCCCGGGCAUCAGGGAGCUACCAACUUUUCACUGGGUCCUCUACGAGCUGGCCAUUCAUAUUUUAGUCGAAGAAGCGGCUUUCUAUUACUCCCAUAGAUUCCUGCAUAGCAAACACAUCUACAAAUACAUCCACAAGCAGCACCACGAGUGGACCGCCCCAAUCGCGGUCACCGCCAUCUACAGUCACCCCGUCGAACAUAUUUUUUCGAAUUUGGUGCCGCCCUUUUUGGGGGUGUUUAUUAUGGGGUCGCACGUCGCCACCGCUUGGUUGUGGUUCACGUUAGCCAUACUGAGUACCUUAAACGCCCACUCCGGGUACCACUUGCCGUUCUUUCCUAGUCCCGAAGCCCACGAUUUUCAUCAUUUAAAAUUCAACAACUGUUUUGGAGUGUUGGGAGUGUUGGACCGAAUCCACGGUACGGACGCGGCAUUUAGACAAACCAGGGCGUAUUUGAGGCACAUCAUGAUGCUGAGCUUCAUACCCCCUCGGGUGGCCAUUCCGGACACCCAACUAACCAAAAUGAAGUACUGGAAAAUGCAACAGGAGCUGAAAAAUCAGUAAACGAUUCUAAGAGUCACUAAUUCUAAGAGUAUAAGUUUAUUUUCGUCUUGUGGAUUUUUUUUGGGAUCAAUGAAAAUAGCUCGUUUUUCUGAUGUAUAAAAAUUGUAAAAUACCUGAACUUUCAGCAGCAAAUAUAUUUUUAUUUAUUUUUCUUUACAAGGAAUUAUUUAUACUAUUUAAGAAAUCCACGUAUUAUAUUAAUAAUAAAAAGGAAUUAAAGAAUUAAAAUAGGAACAAUGUGUGAUAGAAUGAAAAGACUGUGGUGAGAUUUGUGAUUGUUUAAGAAAGGAAUAAGCUGCGAUAAGGGAGAGAAGGAGUCUAUAUGUAAAUUUUGUAUAAAUUAAUAUAUUUAUAUUUAAACACAGGGUUUUUGCGACAGCCUCCUGAUGUAUUUGUGAUGUUUACUUUUAAUUUGUGCAUUUAAAAGUACGUGUAAUAUUAAAUAAAAUACUUUUAAUAGUAUUUAGUAAGGCUUCAAACGCAUUUGACACUCACUGUAAAUAAACAAAAUCGGGCUUUUAUUUAUUCAAACAUCAAAAUAUGGGAUUUUUGUAGUAGCAUAUGGCCUAGAUUAGGUUUUCGAACGUUUGGCUUUAUCAUGUUUCUUUAUUAAAGGGUUUUAAAGGUACUGUCCUGAGGUGUUUUUUGAGACUGCAAACCGCGGUUUAAAUAUAUUCUUUUUUACCGAUUGUGUAUAAAUAUAAGUUUGGUUAUUACUGUAAAAUAAAUACAUUACUGCAAAAUAAA
Molecule: messenger RNA, 2055 nt
Organism: Anthonomus grandis grandis
Lineage: Eukaryota; Metazoa; Arthropoda; Insecta; Coleoptera; Curculionidae
Product: fatty acid hydroxylase domain-containing protein 2
Exons: 6
Coding region: 130-1308 (392 amino acids)
Biological process (GO): sterol biosynthetic process
Molecular function (GO): iron ion binding; C-4 methylsterol oxidase activity
Source: RefSeq, a predicted model, not a curated record